This is a messenger RNA of Cylicostephanus goldi, 606 nucleotides long. NCBI's taxonomy places the organism in Eukaryota, Metazoa, Nematoda, Chromadorea, Rhabditida, Strongylidae. The record is from the annotation of a GenBank genome assembly.
AUGGCUACUUGGGAGGAGUAUCUAGCUACCCAACAGUCUGUUGAUGGAGUGCAGUUCACAUGGAACUUGUGGCCUCACAGCAGGGUAGAUGCACAACGGCUCGUAGUUCCUGUAUCAUGUUUCUUCACACCUCUAAAGGAAAGGCCAGCUGAUCAACCGCAGCAACCACCCCUCGAGUAUGAUCCCGUGCUAUGCCAGAAAGCUAGCUGUAAAGCUAUCUUGAAUCCUCUAUGUUUCGUGGACUUUCGCGCAAAAACUUGGGUUUGCCCUUUCUGCAACCAGAGGAAUCCAUUCCCUGCUCACUAUGCCGCAAUCGCUGAGGAUAAUCGACCGCCAGAACUGUAUCCGCAGUUUACAACGAUAGAAUACACGCUGAAGAAAGCUACUACAAUGCCGCCAAUCUUCAUGUUUGUUGUGGACACUUGUAUAACUUCCGAUGAACUCAAGGCGCUCAAGGAAAGCUUGCAGACAGCUCUAUCACUGCUUCCUGCCGAUGCUAUGGUUGGCAUAAUCACGUAUGGUCGAAUGGUUCAGUUGCACGAACUCAACGUACAAGGAAUCAGCCGAAGUUUUGUUUUCAAGGUUCGUUUUUUUUUUGCUUUUUGA